AUGGCAACCGAACGCUCUUUGGGUGCAUUGUUGCGGUCACUCCAGUCGCCAUCCGACCUCCAGGAUGCCAUUGCAUUACUUCCAACCGCGACUGGUCUGCUAUACACCCUUGCGAAUCCCUUGAACCUUAGCCUUCUCUCAUCGCAACUGCUCUCAGCACCCGCGAUAUGGGAACAUCCACUCGACCUCCACGCUUGCCGGAAGAUUCUCAGCAUCUUCAACACGGCUGCCAUUGCAUUUGUACGGAGUGAAACCUCAGACAGUCCACGAAUCCCCUAUGUGAAACCUAAAAAGAUUGAGCGCGAAGCCUGGGUUAAAGCCGUUGUCAGUGGAGCCGAUGACAAGUCACCUCGCUGGCGGCAUUUGCUUCUGAUCGGGGGUCUCUUGCUAGGGUUUGAAGGCCAAAACAGACAGGGAUUACCGUGGAAUGUUCGCAAGAAACUUGAGUCAGCACUUGUGACGGCUGCACAGCUCGCAUUCGAGGAAUUGAACCCCCAUAAUGAAAUCGAAGGUCUUUGCGUCUCCAUGGUUCUGAAUUAUUCCUUUGAACUGCUAUCUGAUCAUGAAAGGACGAUGCUCAACUAUGAUCGUUUGCUGCCGAUAUUAGUCCACGGAGCUUUUUCAUCCCGAGAAGGCUUUGAGGGGGGAUACUUUCUUGGAACUGUGGAUAAAGAUAUCGUUGAGGGGUCCGGGAAACGUUUCCAAUGGCCGCAGCAGUCCCACACUUUCUGUCGUGUAGCCGCAAUUUCCUCCAGCCCCCUUGUGUCUGCGUUAGGCCCACUUUCUCGACUUAUUGCACAUGCAAUUGAGAAUGUCAAUGAUCCAGGGCUAGUGGCACGGUCUGUGGAUCAUCUCGCGAACUUUGCCCGUACCCUCAUGGUGCAGUGGCGCCAAAACAAGUUGUCGGAAGUUGAUCCAGCGGAGGAGGCAGAGUUUUUGGAUCCAGAAUCUCUAAAUAACACAAUACCGAGUUUAUGGAAGCUCCUUCGUAAUUGCCUAUACUCUAUUGUGAUUGUUCUGCGAGCUGUUCUUGGGCGGGUGAUCAAUGACCAUGUUUUGGCUGCUAACAGAAGUGCACCCUUCUUAGCGAUGCAGGCCCUACAUAUUCUACGGAGCAUGUACUUUGUUUCAUCGCGGAUUGGUCGGAAUGCAUCUUCUCAGCAUAUGUUUGUGACCCUGGCCGCUGUGGAUAUUCUUGCGCAAUAUCCAGAUCUUGCAGAAAACCUUUUGAGAAGCAUCAAGCCCAAUGAACUGGGCCAGAUCCCUGCUCAUCCUCUAGAAAGAUGCCUCGAUUUAUAUUUUCUCAACACGGCAGAGCUCUUUACCCUUGUCCUGUCACCGAAGUGUUGCGAGGAACUCCUUAUUGCUGCCUCAAUCCCGUAUCUCCCUGCAGGUGGAAACAAUCACCUUCUACAGAUCUUUGAAGCCGCUCAUAGCGUGCUUUUGGCCGUCUUUGCAAUCCCAGAUAAUGCGAACAUAACAGCCAAACAUCUCCCAUUUUACGUAGACAACCUCUUUGCCGUGUUCCCUGAUAACUUGUCUAUUCGCCAAUUCCGCUUGGCGUUCAAGACUGUGCUACAGGUUACUGCCCCUCCAUCCCCCAUUGCAAAUAAACAACCUCUUCUACCAUCUAUUUUACUCGAAGUCAUCUAUGACCGGGCUCUACACGCGUCCGAUAAAGUCAUAGUGCAGCCUUCGCCCGUCGGGGAUGGCACUGGGAUGGACCAACCGCAGCGCCCACUAUCGGAGCAAGCGGCUCUAGCUCUUUCUUUAAUUGAUGGCCUGUGCUUUCUUCGGGUGGAAGUUCUCGAAGAAUGGCUGUCCUUGACGGCCAAUCUCAUCAAUGUCAUCCGGGACCCAGAUAUGCGGGCCGCCUGCGUUGAGCGCUUUUGGGACACCCUGAGUAACGGCGAGAUGGACGUUGAGCGAGCCCAUUACUGUGUCACUUGGUGGAGCACCAAGGGUGGACGCGAGCUAGUCCUGUUCGGAUCUGAUCCCGGAACAGAAGCGGAGCCCAAUAGUUCUCAGGGCCCAUAUAUGAGCGGUGCAAUCGGGGGAGUUGCCCCUGAAAGCAAACUAUGA
Messenger RNA from Aspergillus tanneri, 2082 nucleotides. RefSeq names its product putative peroxisomal membrane protein Pex17 (gene pex8). Lineage: Eukaryota; Fungi; Ascomycota; Eurotiomycetes; Eurotiales; Aspergillaceae. The coding region runs from base 1 to 2082 and encodes 693 amino acids. The record is from RefSeq and is a predicted model, not a curated record. The transcript is spliced from 4 exons.